GGCGGCGCUGGGCUCAAGCUCGGCUCCGCGAGCGGAAGAGGCGGCGGCGGCAGAAGCCGAGGAGGAGGCUCCAGACGCUGCUCGGGAACCGGGACCAGGAGUGCCCGCGCCCUGAGCGCUCCGCUCCGGAGGCGUCAUGGCCGAGUACGGGACUCUCCUCCAGGACCUGACCAACAACAUCACACUUGAAGACCUGGAACAGCUCAAAUCAGCCUGUAAGGAGGACAUCCCCAGUGAGAAGAGUGAGGAGAUCACUACGGGCAGUGCCUGGUUUAGCUUCUUGGAGAGCCACAACAAGCUGGACAAAGACAACCUCUCCUACAUCGAGCAUAUCUUUGAGAUUUCCCGCCGUCCUGACCUACUCACUAUGGUGGUUGACUACAGAACCCGUGUGCUGAAGAUCUCAGAAGAGGAUGAGCUGGACACCAAGCUAACCCGUAUCCCCAGUGCCAAGAAAUACAAAGACAUUAUCCGGCAGCCCUCUGAGGAAGAGAUCAUCAAAUUGGCUCCCCCACCGAAGAAAGCCUGAGCAAAAGGGAGGACGAAGAGGAAGGUUGGACCUUCAUCGGACCACUCCCUUCCCCAUCCUCCAUGGGAGGGGGCAAGGGCAACCCCCCAUGUACCCACUUACUAACCUGGUCCUAACCCCCUUACUGUGCGCGUGUGUGUGCGUGUGCGCACGCUCUGGCUGUCUGUCUAUAUGUCUAACUCAUCUAGUUCCUCCUCCUCGUGAGGGGAUGGGGGUCAGGGGAUAGGGGGGUUUAGUUUCCCCACCCUAGGGGAGAGAUGGGGGCUAUUUCUAUGCAAAUAGAAAUUGGCAUAUUCCUCCUACUUCCCUUUCCUCCACUCUCCCCUCACAUCUUUAAAGUGUGGAAGCAGAAAAGACCUGCAUUUUCCUACAUUGAGGAGCUGAGGUGGAGGUAAGGUAUGGGAGAGGUGGGCAGAUAAAAGGAAAAGCAGUGGGAAGGAAAGGUGAAGAGUCCACUAGCCCCUACACGGAAGGGGCAAAGGAAAGCCAGGGUUCAGUAUUUGUGCCCCUUUGACCGACUGUCUGGAGUUGUUUCCUGCUGCUCCUCCCUCAGGUUGAAGGGCCUAGGUGACAGCAGGUCCCUUUUUAUGCCCUUCUCAUGGGCCUAGGAUAGGUAUGAGCCAGGGAUCUAAUGAGAGCAGCCCACUGGAUCCUUUCCUGGUCCCAAAGAUCUAAUCCUAUGGAGCAGCCAGCAUUUGAUCCCUCCCUACUCCAGACAAUGCUGGGAAUAUGCACCACUGAGCCUGAAUUGGGGAUGCGGGCAGAGAGGGGCCCUUUUCCACACCUUUAGUCCGACUCAGACUGUUUGCAUAUAUUAACCCUGAACCUAGGGAGAUGGAGAAAUGAGAUCCAUAGAUUUUAACCUAAACCUGCCUCCACCAUAGGGUUUCCACGUGGAUAUUACAGGCAACCUUCUCUUUGCUUAGUCUGGGACACUCCUAAGCCAGAAAUAAGUGAAAUUAACCAGUGUUUUCCUUUGCACUGAUCCCCAUCCCAGUUCAAUCCAGGUGGGGGCUUGCUAACCCUUCUCACUUGAUACCCUGGCCUCUUGGGCUUGUGGACACCUCCUAGCCAAAUCACUGGAGUACAGUGAGUGACCCCAGCCUCCUGCCUGUCCCAAGACACCCUUCCCCACCCUGACCGUGCUAACUGUGUGUACAUAUAUAUUCUACAUAUAUGUAUAUUAAACCCGCACUGCCAUGUCUGCCCGUUUUUGUGGUGUCUAGCAUUAACAUUGUCUAGGCCAGAGCGGGGGUGGGAGGGAGUGCCACAGUGAAGGGAGUGGUGGAGUCAAACUGCUACAUACUCCAAACAGAGAAGAAAGCCUUCCAAGACAAAAUCAAUAACAAACAUUAAAUUUACAUGCAGACUCAGAGACUGGAGAAAGUUGAAGCUAGGAGUUACUAGGAUGCGGGAGCAAAACUUGAUAGUGGGAGGGGAGGGCUGGCUGUUCAAGAGGGAAGCCAGACUGGUUAGAAAGCGCCCUUGACUCCUAGCCCAGACGUCUUGCCCAUCCCCUCUGGCCAUUGCUGUGGACACCUGCCUUAACAAACACACCUUGAGGACUCCACUGUUUUGCCUUAAAGGACCUUCCCAAGUCUCACCAGCUCUGUCUGGCUUCUCCCUUAAGAGUACUUAUAAAUUGGCAGUGGGAAUGAGGAUGAACUGGCCUUCCAUUUGGGGUAUUACAUGAGAGCAGGAGUAAGAGAGAAUAAGUUUUCCUCGGAGAAGAGAGGGUUAUUUUCAGCAGUCUAGUAGUUUCUCUCUGUAAGGCAAAAUAAUCUAAAAAGACUAACCUGCCCUCCCACUCUCUGUACUGCUGUGAGGUUGCCCCUCUCCUGUGCUCCUCUGUCUGCAGUGUGCACGGCCUUGUUCUAACCCUGGAAUAAAGGUGACUGAUUGUACUGUA
Chinchilla lanigera (long-tailed chinchilla) is the source of this 2438-nucleotide messenger RNA. It is a transcript of the gene Pea15, whose product is annotated as phosphoprotein enriched in astrocytes 15. The record is from RefSeq and is a predicted model, not a curated record. Gene Ontology annotation, biological process: MAPK cascade; negative regulation of extrinsic apoptotic signaling pathway via death domain receptors. Gene Ontology annotation, molecular function: protein binding. Bases 137 to 529 code for a protein of 130 amino acids. The transcript is spliced from 4 exons. Lineage: Eukaryota; Metazoa; Chordata; Mammalia; Rodentia; Chinchillidae.